This is a messenger RNA of Saccostrea echinata, 4744 nucleotides long. Its product is annotated as xanthine dehydrogenase/oxidase-like. Gene Ontology annotation, molecular function: iron ion binding; FAD binding; oxidoreductase activity. The record is from RefSeq and is a predicted model, not a curated record. The coding region runs from base 83 to 3982 and encodes 1299 amino acids. The transcript is spliced from 35 exons. NCBI's taxonomy places the organism in Eukaryota, Metazoa, Mollusca, Bivalvia, Ostreida, Ostreidae.
CUACUUGGUCGUUGCAUCUCAGUGGUAUACAUAUCGAUAAAUUCGUCGUAACAUAUUUAGACCGGUAGUACAGGAAUGCAGAAUGGAGGAGCCGUCUGCUUUAGUCUUCUUUGUGAACGGGAAGAAGGUGUCUAUUGAUAACCCGGACCCACGGAUCACUCUUAUCCAAUACUUAAGGCGCACUUUGUAUUUGACGGGGACGAAGGAGGCGUGCAGUCAGGGAGCAUGUGGGGCGUGUACAGUCAUGGUCUCCUACUACAACCAUCAUCAGAGGAAAAUCGUUCACUAUUCCUGCAAUGCCUGUUUGACCCUUCUGUGCACACUUCAUGGGACAGCCAUUACCACGGUCGAAGGUGUGGGGAGCACAAGGAAUGGGCUUCAUACCGUACAGAGUAAUUUACUGAAGUAUUACGGACUGCAAUGUGGGUUCUGUACACCCGGGAUGGUGAUGGCCAUGUAUACGAUGUUCAGAAAUAACACCAGGCCGGAAGCGGACGAUUUUGAGAGAGCAUUAGAAGGAAAUUUAUGUCGAUGUACAGGAUAUCGACCUAUUCUGGAGGCUUUUAAAUCAAGUUGUCCGAAAGGAAAGUCAUGCUGCAUGAAUAUGGACAAUGACGAAGGUGAAAUGAACAUGGCAGAUCAAGACGUUGAUAAUGUGAAUAAACAUGAAAGUCAAGAAGUGAUAUUUCCCAACGAAUUACAGACCAAUCCAUCUUACCGCCAGACGUCCGUUAAGUUUGCAGGAGGGGGAUACACGUGGUAUAGACCCACCUCUUUGUCAGACCUCUUUCGUGUUAAAGCAAAUAAUCCCGAGGCAGUGGUUGUAAUGGGUGCUCAAAGCAUUCUGGGCUCCAAUAUAAGAAAUAAUAAGACACCAAAAGACCUGGUGAGUUGUACUGGAGUCUUAGAGCUGAAGGUGAUGAAACAAGACGAGAACGAGAUUGUCUUUGGCUCUGCUGUUACUUUCUCUGAAAUGGAACAAUUUCUUUCGUCUCUUACAUUGAAGGAUGCGGGAGGCACUUUAGUUGACGCUCUGCUUGAGGGAAUUCGUUGGAUUGCAGCUGACCAAGUCAGAAAUGUUGCUACAAUUGGUGGCCACUUAAUGUCUACAGGUCCACAUGACCUUCAAACAUUAAUGAUGACCUGUGGAGCAAUUCUAACUUUUCAGUCUGCUGGGGAGAAGACACCUCAUACCAUAAAGUACUCAGAGGGUUUUGAUCCAAAUUCUUUCUCGCCGAGUUCCAUUUUAAUAUCAGUGAGGUUGCCCAGAAAUCAAAAGAAUGAGUUCAUAUUUUUCGGAAAGCAGCCGUUUAGGAGGGGAAUGGAUUACGCCGUUGUAAAUGCAGGACUAUUCAUAAAAAUAGAGGAACAGUCUAGCGGGAUUAAAGACAUGAGAUUCUGUGUUGGAAAUAUAGAAAGCAAACCAAGAUAUUUAGAAAACGUUACAAAGAAAGCAAUAGGAAGCCCUUGCACAGAGCAAUUACUGGAGGAUAUAGGUGACGUCAUUGUUCAGGAACUUAAAAACUCGAGGGCUAAACAACUGAAGUAUAAAAUCACAUUGGCCUGUGCUUUCUUUUUUAAGUUUUACAAGAGGUUGUUCAAAUUACUACAGUUAUCAGAAGAAGACACUUUUGGCCUUACCCCAGUCCAUUCAUCAGGAGCACAGUUUUAUGACGUACCAACAGACGACAACAGUCACAUCGUCUGGCAGCCAGUUCCCCAUGUGUCCUCUAAGAGUAUCACCACUGGAGAGGCAGUAUAUGUGGACGAUAUUCCAGAGUAUAAAAAAGAAUUGUCGUUAGCCCUAGUCUCCAGUUCCCGCGCUCAUGCUAAAAUUCUCUCCGUCGAUUUUUCUGCCGCGCUGGAAGCCCCUGGUGUAGAAGACUUUGUGGAUUACAGAGAUGUCCCCGGAGAAAUGCUUUAUGGAGAAUCUGGACCAGAAACACCUUUAUUAGCUGAUAACGAAGUGACUCAUUUUGGACAACCCAUUGCAGGAAUUUUAGCAAAAACAAGGGAGGAAGCCAGAGCUGCAGCUAAAUUAGUGAAAGUUGAAUACGAAAAUUUACCCGCCGUGUUUACAAUUGACGAUGCAAUUGAGAAAAACAGUUUGUUUGAGUUCUCCAACUCAACGGAACAAGGGAACAUCGAGCAAGGAAUGACUGAGUCUGAAGUGACGCUAGAGGGCGUUAUAGAGACUGGUGCGCAGGAGCACCUAUACAUGGAACCGUGCUCAGCCCUGAUUUGUCCAAAAAAAGAGGAUAAAGAGAUGGAUAUAUUUGUGGGAUCGCAAGACCCGUCUGGACUACAGAAAUGGAUUGGACAGUUUUUGUUGAUUCCUUGUAACAGAAUAAAUGUAAAAGUAAAGCGAAUAGGUGGUGCCUUUGGUGGGAAGGCUGUAGACAUCAUACCCCUGACCGGAAUAGCAUCGGUAGCUGCUUGGAAAGUGAAUAGACCAGUCCGGUGUGUUUUCCAACGGGACUAUGACGUCAGAGCUACUGGUAAACGACACGGAACAAAAGCGUUUUAUAAAGUUGGCUUCAAUAAAGAUGGAAAACUGAAUGCAUUGUCUUUGCAAUUUUAUUUAAAUGCUGGAGCUUUCAGUGGACUCAGUCCGUUGGUACUAAACCAAAUGAUGCCAGGGAUGGCAAGCAUCUAUAAAAUUCCCCAUUACUCCUCCACCGGACAUCUCUGUAAGACUAACAUCCCCUCCAGUACGGCAAUGCGGGGGUUUGGAAUGCCUCAGGCCCACUUCAUCAUUCAGAGUAUUAUGUUUGAUGUUUCGAAACACCUGGGCAUGUCCCUCAAUAGACUGAGAGAGAUGAAUACGUUCAGAGAAGGGGACACAGACAUGUAUGGUAAAGUUUUGUCAGAUUUUAAUCUGAUCCGAUGCUGGGAGGACUGUAAAAAACAGAGCAACUUUAACACUGUAGAAAAAGAAGUGACGGAUUUCAACAGGGACAAUAAAUGGAGAAAGAGAGGUGUAGCCAUGUCCCCCUGUAUCUUCUUCUUUGGAUACCCUCCACUGAGUGCUAAUUAUGCUGGGGCUUUGGUCAAUGUUUAUAAAGAUGGUUCAGUUUUGAUAUCACAUGGAGGGAUAGAAAUGGGACAAGGUCUUCAUACAAAGAUGUGUCAGAUUGCAGCCACGGUAUUGGGUAUCCCAUUACACCAAGUUCAUCUUUGUGAAACAAGUACUCACUCGGUUCCCCACUCUACUGAAUCUGGAGGGAGUUUUGUGGCAGACAUAAACGGAGGGGCGGUAAAGAAUGCUUGUGAAGUAAUCAAAGAAAGACUAAGUGUUCUAAAGGAAACAAUGCCAAAUGCAUCCUGGACAGAAUUGAUUAACGCAGCCAUUUUCAGUAGAAUUAACUUAUCUGCCACCGGUUUUUACAAAUCACGUGACAAAGGAUAUAACUUCAAGAAGCAGGAGGAGGGAGGGGAUUACUGCUUGUACCACGGCUACGGCGCGGCGUGCACCGUGACAGAGAUUGAUGUUUUAACAGGAGAGAAUCAGAUUCUGAAAACAGAUAUUGUAUUUGAUGUGGGGAAAAGUUUGAAUCCUGCUAUCGACGUCGGUCAAAUUGAAGGAGGAUUUGUACAGGGUUGUGGUAUGAUGACUUCCGAACAAGUGACAGUGAAUCCAGAGGCUGGUCUAAUAGAAGCUUGUGGACCAAUUAACUACAAAAUUCCUGGGAUCAGAAACAUUCCGAAAGAUUUUAAGGUCACAUUAUUGAAAGAAGCUGCCGGUGGCCAUAAAGAAGUGUAUUCAUCAAAGGGAAUUGGGGAGCCACCUUUAUUGCUGGCUGUAUCUCUACAUCUUGCUCUGAGAGAGGCUGUGAUAGCUGCACGUAAGGCAAAUGGAUUAUCUGGUAACUACAGACUGGAAUGUCCAGCAACUCCAGAGAGAAUCCGAAUGGCAUGCGCCGGACCAAUUGUUGAAAAGUGUCGUGAUGUAAAAGAAGAAAGAAAAGUAAUUCAAGUUUAAGGCAGUUUGCUAUCAUUGCUGAUAUAUAGUUUAAGAUGAUAAUUUCUAUAUACGGAGAGAUCAAGUUAUCAACACCAGAGUUCUUCGAUUUUCUGGUUUGAGUAUAAUAAGGCAGAGUUGCCAGCAACCUUUAAUUGUAGUUGAAGUUACGUGUUGUUUCUAUUUAUUUAUAACACUUGGCUUUUCAGAACAUUUGCAAUAUAUAAAUGUGCAAUUGCAUAUCAGUUAAAUUUUAAGACUGGCAUACCUGACGUGGAAAAAAUGAAAAAAAAAGUAUGAGCUCCAAAAGCAUGGGAAAAGUGAGUGGAUAAAAAUAAGUACAUGAGUACAUGUGCGUGAUUUAUAUAUAAGUACUCGUAUUAUAAAGCAUGGCAAGUGCAUAUGUAGCUAGAUGACCAAACACAAAAAGACUGGAAUAUAAUGUGUUGUCAGUUCUACAAAGAUUGACUAUCAUGUGACUUAUCCAUGUGUAUUUAAUGAUAUAAAGGUACACAUGAUAAAUGUAUAUACAUAUAUCAAGUGUAGCUAUUAAAUUCUUCGUUCAACAAAUAUUUAGUAUUGGAGCUAUAAUUUGUGCAAGUAUGUAUAUAAUUAUGUUGAAUUUGAAUUAGCAACAUAAAGUGCAAAUUUAAUUUUUGUUUCCUACUAGAUUGAAACUGUUGAGUGUGUGUGUGUGUGUGUGUGGGGGGGGGGGAUAGUGAGAGAUUAUAACCACACUUUGAAUGGGUAGCUUAAUUACAAAUUCUGGCUGGAAUAUUUGUC